Molecule: messenger RNA, 1572 nt
Organism: Mesocricetus auratus (golden hamster)
Lineage: Eukaryota; Metazoa; Chordata; Mammalia; Rodentia; Cricetidae
Gene: Lgals9
Product: galectin 9
Exons: 11
Coding region: 103-1167 (354 amino acids)
Biological process (GO): negative regulation of type II interferon production; positive regulation of gene expression; negative regulation of CD4-positive, alpha-beta T cell proliferation
Cellular component (GO): nucleus; cytosol
Molecular function (GO): galactoside binding; carbohydrate binding
Source: RefSeq, a predicted model, not a curated record
GUGCCAAGUGACUUCGGUUUCUAUUUCCUCUCUCAGCCCCGCCCUGUGCAGAGGUCUCUAAGUGAGUGAGGCAGAGAGUGGUGAUUCCCCGAGACAGGAGAGAUGGCUUUCUUCAGCACCCAAGCUCCCUAUGUGAACCCGGCCAUCCCAUUUUCUGGAAUAAUCCAAGGAGGACUGCAAGAGGGACUUCAGAUCACCAUCCAGGGGACCGUCCUCGCCUCUGUAAAUAGGAUUACUGUGAACUUUCAGACUGGCUUCAGUGAAAAUGACAUUGCCUUCCACUUCAAUCCCCGGUUUGAAGAUGGAGGGUAUGUGGUCUGUAACACAAAGCAGAGAGGACACUGGGGGCCCGAGGAGAGGAAGAUGCAGAUGCCCUUCCAGAAGGGGAGGCCCUUUGAACUUAGCUUCCUGGUGCAGAGGUCAGAAUUCAAGGUGAUGGUGAACAAGAACUUCUUUGUGCAAUACUCACACCGCGUACCCUACCACCUCGUGGACACCAUUGCUGUCUCCGGCUCCUUGAAGCUGUCCUUCAUCACCUUCCAGAGGUCCUCUGCAGUCCCUGUCCAGCCUGUCUUCUCCACAGUGCAAUUCUCUCAGCCCAUCCAGUUCCCACGGAACCCCAGGGGGCGCAAUUCGAAACUUCAGGGUAUCCGACCUGCCCACCAGGCACCUGUGGCUCAAACUGUCAUCCACACAGUUCAUACUGCCCCUGGACCAAUGUUUCCUACUCCCGGAAUCCAGCCUGUGGCAUACCCCACUUCAGCCUAUCCUGUACCCUUCUUCACCUCCAUCCCAAAUGGGCUUUACCCGUCCAAGACCAUCAUCGUAGCAGGCAUUGUCCUGCCCAAUGCUAAGAGGUUCCACAUCAACCUUCGCUCUGGGAUGGACAUCGCUUUUCACCUGAAUCCCCGUUUCAACGAGAAGGUUGUGGUUCGAAACACCCAGAUCAACAACACCUGGGGGCCUGAGGAACGAAAUCUGCUUGGAAAAAUGCCCUUCAGUUGUGGCCAGAGCUUCUCAGUGUGGAUCCUCUGUGAAAGCCACUGCUUCAAGGUGUCCGUGGAUGGGCAACACCUGUGUGAUUACGUCCACCGUCUGAAGCACUUGCCAGACAUCAACAAUCUAGAGGUGGCAGGUGAUGUCCAGCUGUCCCACGUGCAGGCAUAGGCAAGGUCCCUGGCCUGGAAAGGAGGGCUGGGGCACCCUGACUGUGUCUUGUCACCUCUUCUCAGCCUCAGUCCUGGCUCCCCAAACCCCACCAUCACGAGUGCCUCAGGGACAGGCAUUCUGGAAGGGGAAACCCCCAGUUCACUCCCCUCCACACAGGCUAUGUGACAUAUAGCCUUCAGCCCACAGUUCCGUUGCUCUCAAGCUAGUUAUACACUUUGAGAAGUAACCUCCUUGGGUCUGCCCCGUACCUCUCUGGCCCUUUCCCUCUGUCUCUUCUUCCCUUCACCCCACCACAGGAAGGCCACCCUGAUGCCAUCCCGCUGGCCUCCAACUGAAUGUUCCAUCAGUUCGCCCCUGUUCUUUCCCAGUGCUCAUAAAAUAAAUAAUACUUGUGUGCACACA